This is a messenger RNA of Cryptomeria japonica (Japanese cedar), 3665 nucleotides long. RefSeq names its product leucine-rich repeat receptor-like tyrosine-protein kinase PXC3. NCBI's taxonomy places the organism in Eukaryota, Viridiplantae, Streptophyta, Pinopsida, Cupressales, Cupressaceae. Bases 300 to 3029 code for a protein of 909 amino acids. The transcript has 2 exons. Gene Ontology annotation, biological process: hormone-mediated signaling pathway; protein phosphorylation. Gene Ontology annotation, molecular function: protein kinase activity; ATP binding; protein binding. The record is from RefSeq and is a predicted model, not a curated record. Gene Ontology annotation, cellular component: plasma membrane.
UGACUCUGCUGCUCAUUCACUUUGACCCACCAUACAUUUCUCACAGCAUGGUAAAAAUCUCGGCGUCCUUUUUCAGGGCAGGAGAUUCAUACCCACUAGUCGGAAAUCUCCCUUUCAGUCGAUGAAUGAUCUGGGUCUUCGUUGGUUUUGAGGAAAUAGGUCAAAAAUUCACUGACAAGUCCUGUUUUUGAGGUUAAACCAAGGCUUUCUGGAGUGGAGGGAGAUCUUAAGACAGACUUAGUUGCUCAAGAUCUCUUAUUGAAGCUGAAAAACUGUUGAGAACAACAAAUCUUCCUGCCAUGGGGGAUUCUUGUAGCUCAACAUGGCGAUGUGUGAUGCUGAUCUCCGUAUGCUCCAUUUUGUUUUCAGCGUCCGAUGGGGUUUCUCAGAGAGAUGAGAAGACAAUGGAGGCUGUCAGGCGAGAUCUUCAGGGGUAUAGGUGGAAUACCAGCGGUUCCGAUUUCUGUGAAUGGUAUGGAGUUAUCUGCAACUCUAACAAAUCGGUAGAGAGACUUGAACUUUCUCGUUUGGGUUUGAGUGGCAACAUUUCUGUUUUGAUUGCUUUGCAAGAUCUUAAGUGGCUCGACCUUUCUUUGAAUGACUUCUCGGGCCAAAUCCCUUCAGUGUUAGGCCGAAUGCAGUCGUUGGAGUUUCUUGAUUUGAGUGCAAACCGUUUCAGUGGAAGAAUACCUUCUGAGAUUGGAAACACGAAGAAUCUUCUCUGUUUAAACUUGUCCAGCAAUUUGCUGAGUGAGGGGAUCCCUCCAGAGCUUUCAUUGAUCAAAGGACUUAAGAGACUAAAUCUGAAUAUGAAUGGAUUAAGUGGUGGGAUUCCAGAGGAGCUCAGAGGUCUACAUGCUUUAGAGGAGCUACAGCUUUCUGGAAACCACAUUGUUGGCUCUAUUCCCCUAUGGAUUGGCAACUUCACCAACCUCCAAAUCUUUACUGCUUACGAAAAUAAGCUUAUCGGCCCAAUACCUCAAAAUCUUGGCUCGAAUUCCAACUUAGUAUUGCUGAAUCUCCAUUCAAAUAAGCUUGUAGGAAACAUUCCUGAGAGCAUAUUUGCAUCUGGGCAGCUUCAAAUUCUUGUUUUGACUAUGAAUAGCUUAGAUGGUGGCCUUCCUGCGUCUGUAGGGAAAUGCAGAGGUUUGUCUAAUAUUCGGAUAGGAAGCAACAAGCUUACUGAAAGCAUUCCUCCCGAAAUCGGCAAUAUUAGCAGCCUCACAUACUUUGAAGCCAACGAGAACUCUAUUUCUGGAACUCUUGUUCCGGACUUUGCACGCUGCACUAAUCUAACUCUUCUUAAUCUAGCCUCAAAUGGGCUCACAGGAAGCAUCCCUUCCGAGUUUGGGGCACUCCUCAGUCUACAAGAAUUAAUUGUUUCUGGUAAUAGUCUGAGUGGCGAUAUACCAAGCACUCUUUCAAAGUGCAAAAACCUCAGUAAACUAGACCUUAGUGGUAACAGGUUUAAUGGAAGCAUACCUGAGGUUCUUUGCGACAUACCACAUUUACAGUAUUUGCUUUUGAAGGAAAACUCUCUGAGAGGAGGAAUUCCAGUAGACAUUGGUAACUGUAAGAGACUUCUUGAACUUCAACUGGGGAGUAACUAUUUGACUGGGAAAAUUCCUUCUGAGAUUGGUGGGAUGAGUGCUCUACAGAUAGCAUUGAAUUUGAGCUUUAAUCAGCUGCAAGGAUCAAUCCCUCCAGCAUUGGGAAAGCUGGACAAACUGGUUUGUUUGGAUGUGUCAGACAACAGAUUAUCUGGAAGCAUCCCUUCUGAUCUGAAGGGCAUGGUGAGCUUAAUUGAAGUUGAUUUCUCCAAUAAUCUGCUUUCAGGGAUAGUGCCUACCUUUAGGCCCUUUCAAAACAGUCCUAGUUCAUGCUUCAAAGGAAAUAAAGAUCUUUGUGGGGAGCCUUUAAAAACCUGUGGGAACAGCUCUCUAGCAGGACACCCAAUAAAGCAUAAAUCAUUUGGAAAGGUUUUAGCAGUGGUUUUAGGAUCUGGGCUGAUGGUAUUUCUGACUGUCACAAUUGUUGUGGUUUUGUACGUUAUUAAAGAGAAGCAGCAAUUUCCUGAUACGCUGGAUCCUCCUCCAUCCAUUGUCACUGGCAGUGUCUUUGAAGAAAGUCUGAAACAAGCCAUUAACUUUGAGACUGCUGUUGAUGCAACAUUGAAGGAAUCAAACAAGCUGAGUAGUGGCACUUUCAGCACUGUCUACAAGGCCGUUAUGCCUUCUGGACUGGUUUUGGAUGCAAGGAAGCUCAAAUCGAUAGACAGAACUGUCAAUCUUCAUCAGAAUAAGAUGAUCCGGGAGCUAGAGAAGCUGACAAAGCUUGAUCAUGACAAUGUGAUGAAGCCUGUUGGGUUUGUCAUUUAUGAUGAUGCGGUUUUGGUGCUACAUUAUCACUUACCCAAUGGAACCCUUGCCCAGUUACUACAUAAGGAAGGCGAUGCUUCUGAGUUUGAACCAGACUGGCCUAGGCGUUUGUCCAUAGUGUUGGGGGUUGCAGAGGGAUUGGCUUAUCUUCACAACUGCCACGCACCACUCAUCCAUCUUGAUAUUGCAUCUGUCAACAUUUUUCUGGAUGCCAACUUCAAUGCAAUCAUUGGCGAGGUAGAGGUUUCAAAGCUCUUGGACCCCUCUAAAGGCACCGCAAGUAUCACAGCUGUUGCCGGGUCCUUCGGUUACAUACCACCAGAGUAUGCAUAUACCAUGCAAGUCACAGCCGCUGGCAAUGUCUAUAGCUUUGGAGUGAUCUUGCUUGAGAUUCUCACCAAUCGGUAUCCAGUGGACGAAGCCUUUGGCGAGGGAAUAGAUUUGGUUAAAUGGGUUCACAAUGCAUCAUCCAGGAAAGAGACUCCUGAACAAAUUCUUGACGCCAGGUUGAGCACAGUAUCCUUUGCUUGGAGACAACAGAUGCUAGCAGUGCUUAAGAUAGCCUUACUGUGCACUGACAACACCCCUGCCAAAAGACCCAAAAUGAAAAGGGUGGUGGAGAUGCUUCAAGAAGUAAAUCAAGGUGCAUGAUCCUCCAGUCUGGGUCAAUUUUGCUUUCUUCCAUUGCCCCAGUAUUUAUUGUUGACAUCUCACUUCUUUCUUGAGGAAUCUCUGGUGCUUUUUACCAACACACAAGGAAAUAAACCUGUGAUCUUAUAUGUGUUUGAUAUGGAAGCCAAAUGAAGUAGUUUGACACAAAGACCAUAGGGAGAGGAGCACUGACUCCCUCCUGUUGCAGUUUGUAAUAGCAUCCAGUACUUUGCUUUAUCUCCAGAAUUGUGCAGUGUCUCUGUAUACUUAUGAUUAUAUUUUCUUAGCUUUUUCUGGGACAUCUCCAACUGUUACAGUAAAGGACUUUAAGCUUCUAUGGUGGGCAGACCAUUGCAAACCCUCUAGAAGUUCCUGCAAUUAUAAACUUUCUGGUGAAUCACCUAUCUAUGUAUAAAGAGGAAAUAGUAGUGAAGAUGACACAUACUCAAAGCAUUGUUUCUGAGCUUGAAGAAAGAAACUGUGCAUUCAUUCACUUAAAGAUGUAUGGAUUCCAUUUUAUACAUGUCAUCUUCAAUCUAACCUCCUACAAGAGAAAAUUUGUAACCUCAGAUCCACAUAGGCAUGAUUCUUGACCUAUCAAACCAUUCUAUAUUACUAAAUCCAAGAUUUCUAUAA